GCACGCGGUUCCGCAGGUGGCAGCGAUGGCCCAGUCCUGAACUCCCCGCCAUGGCCGGCGCCCCCGGCCCGCUGCGCCUUGCGCUGCUGCUGCUCGGGAUGGUGGGCAGGGCCGGCCCCCGCCCCCAGGGUGCCACUGUGUCCCUCUGGGAGACGGUGCAGAAAUGGCGAGAAUACCGACGCCAGUGCCAGCGCUCCCUGACUGAGGAUCCACCUCCCGCCACAGACUUGUUCUGCAACCGAACCUUCGAUGAAUACGCCUGCUGGCCAGAUGGGGAGCCAGGCUCGUUCGUGAAUGUCAGCUGCCCCUGGUACCUGCCCUGGGCCAGCAGUGUGCCGCAGGGCCACGUGUACCGGUUCUGCACAGCUGAAGGCCUCUGGCUGCAGAAGGACAACUCCAGCCUGCCCUGGAGGGACUUGUCGGAGUGCGAGGAGUCCAAGCGAGGGGAGAGAAGCUCCCCGGAGGAGCAGCUCCUGUUCCUCUACAUCAUCUACACGGUGGGCUACGCACUCUCCUUCUCUGCUCUGGUUAUCGCCUCUGUGAUCCUCCUCGGCUUCAGACACCUGCACUGCACCCGGAACUACAUCCACCUGAAUCUGUUUGCAUCCUUCAUCUUGCGAGCAUUGUCCGUCUUCAUCAAGGACGCAGCCCUGAAGUGGAUGUAUAGCACGGCUGCCCAGCAGCACCAGUGGGAUGGGCUCCUCUCCUACCAGGACUCUCUGAGUUGCCGCCUGGUGUUUCUGCUCAUGCAGUACUGUGUGGCAGCCAAUUACUACUGGCUCUUGGUGGAAGGCGUGUACCUGUACACACUGCUGGCCUUCUCGGUCUUCUCUGAGCAACGGAUCUUCAGGCUCUAUGUGAGCAUAGGCUGGGGUGUUCCCCUGCUGUUUGUUGUCCCCUGGGGCAUUGUCAAGUACCUCUAUGAGGACGAGGGCUGCUGGACCAGGAACUCCAACAUGAACUACUGGCUCAUUAUCCGGCUGCCCAUUCUCUUUGCCAUUGGGGUGAACUUCCUCAUCUUUGUUCGGGUCAUCUGCAUUGUGGUAUCCAAACUGAAGGCCAAUCUCAUGUGCAAGACAGACAUCAAAUGCAGACUUGCCAAGUCCACGCUGACACUCAUCCCCCUGCUGGGGACUCAUGAGGUCAUCUUUGCCUUUGUGAUGGACGAGCACGCCCGGGGGACCCUGCGCUUCAUCAAGCUGUUUACAGAGCUCUCCUUCACCUCCUUCCAGGGGCUGAUGGUGGCCAUCUUAUACUGCUUUGUCAACAAUGAGGUCCAGCUGGAAUUUCGGAAGAGCUGGGAGCGCUGGCGGCUUGAGCACUUGCACAUCCAGAGGGACAGCAGCAUGAAGCCCCUCAAGUGUCCCACCAGCAGCCUGAGCAGUGGAGCCACGGCGGGCAGCAGCAUGUACACAGCCACUUGCCAGGCCUCCUGCAGCUGAGACUCCAGCGCCUGCCCUCCCUGGGGUCCUUGCUGCAGGCCGGGUGGCCAAUCCAGCCUCCCCCACAAAUAAUGAACAGCAGAAAGACUGGACGGGGAAACCUAUCAAUCCUGCCCCCAGCCAUGGUGAGGAAGCCCCAAGCCAUGGUGACACACAGCAGCACUGCAGAUAGCCAGACAGAUGGCUAUCCUAGAGAGGCUGGCAAGGAGUUCGUGGCUGCAAAAGAAGUUUCUGGAGCAAGAGAGAGCUCGCUCUUGGGAGUCAGGACCUCCGGGGAGAGCAGAGGGUUCCGACGGAUUCCUUUAUGAGUCAGUCUCUCUCCCCCUUUUAAGUGGUGGGAACCCUCCCCAAAACCUUACCCCAGACACAUUCUCCUGUGCCCCUCAGAGAGGCAUGUGAUGUGCAAGGAAAAUAAUAGGAUAUAAAACACAUCAAGCAGAAAAUUUCUUAUACUUCAGCUUCAGUGAAGUGUUGUCUAUGUUAAUAGGCAAGUUGAACCUCGGGCUAAAGAAAGGAAUUGUGUGGAUGGCUGCCUUGACUGAGACAAUAUGGGCAGGGGGGCAUUCCUGCUUCCCCAGAACAAGGGCAGGCUUCCCAAAGGCACCCCUUAUUUGCUGUCUCUUCGUGAGCGUGGGCACCAGUGGGUUGAUGUGGGAAACAGUGCUGGUGCAAGUGUUUAAGUUUUGGAUAAACUGAGGAUUUUGAGAAUCAUUAUUACAUUACAUAGCAACAAAGAAACAGAUUGAUAUAAUCUGUGUGAAAUAAAUUGCUGAGGAGAGGGAUUGUAGGGAAGAAGUUGCUUAGUUAGGCACCUGGGAAGCUCAAAUCAUUUAGUUUAAACUGUAAGUAGAGUUGUCUUCCCAACUGGAACUGGUGAUUCCUGAUUUCUGAAGGCUCAUCAGACCCCCACACCCAAGUCUUUUAACACGUAGGAAGUUUUUCCUUCAUGAAUACAUACAAGAUACCGAACUGAAGAAAUAUUUUCUUUGCUCCAACCCCCGCUCCCCCCGCCCUCCGAAGCUAUUAAUAGUCAUUCAAAUGGCACUGCACUCUUUCCAAGCUUUCCUAAGCUAAAUAUGGCUCCAACAGGUCUGGGAACUAUUGAAUGCAAUGUACUCUGAAAUUCCAGCAGCUGUUUACAUGCCUGAUGCCUAAUGCCAUACGCCUGGAACUUGCUGAGAACUCUCGGCUGCCUCUGUCCUGGGGUACUAUUGCUGACCAGCAGGGUGUAGGCGCUGCUUUUGUUUGAGCUUUGUAGCCACAAGGUCUGAUGGCUGUUGUGAACAGCAGCUGACUUCAGCACUCUGGCCAGCUUCCUCAAACUUGUUAGGGGCUUGCAUUUUGUCAAUUUUUCUUUGCCAUUUCAGUCUUUCAAGCAGCUGAAUCGCAGCACUGAAACAAAACACUUACAUUGCAAAGUUCCUUCCCUUUAAAAUGAGUUUCUGGAUUGCAGAGAUGACUUUGUAUGGUCUUAGCGUGCCUCAUGCUGUAGACCACAUCGUUGGAGCUCUGGGAGAGCUCUGAGCAGAGAAAGACCUUGGUGAUCCCCCCUGGCCCGAUCUAUAGGAUUGAGGAAUGAGGCUUGCAGAGGUGGCUUGCCCAAGGUCACAACACUAGAGGGUGGUUGAGCUGGGCCAGGACCCAGACAAGCCCUUUUCUCUCAGUCUAGUGAGGCCUCUGGGAAGGAUAGGUGAAAACUAUAAAUAGCUGUUCAAGAUACUCUGAGUAAAAGUCAGUGGUGUUAUCUGGAAUUUCUACUGAAGAGGAAAUACAGCAGCAAAGGUAGACUCAUCAGAUGGUGAAAGUGUCAUCUCCUUUGUAAUUUAUACUGGUGAGAGGAGGGGAAGGAUGUGCUUUCCUGUUUUUACACUGGUACUUCAUUCAUCCUUGUCUUAAACUUAAGAAAUGAAAUGCAUCAGGGCACACAUAUACAUAGAAACAGCACAUAAGCCAUUUUGGAUGGCAAUUCCAGCACUCUUUUAAUGGAUUGGCUUAAUUUUUUUUCUGAUGCCUCUCUAUGUGUUUGAAAAGUUGUAUUGAUAGUCACACAGAGUGUACUAAAAUAACCUAAAAGGUCUUGAACCUCCCCUUUACCUCUUUAGAACCUCUGAAUUUGGAGACAGCUAGCAAACGGCAACUGUAGCCUAGCAAAGAUGGCACAGCACCACAAAGGGCAAAUGGAGUCAACUCCCUUCCAUGCUCUGAAGGUCUUGGCCACUCUCAUCAGGGUUGGCUGUGUUCUAUCCAGCAGCUCACAGUCAGGAGACCUCCCCUCCUCAGUCCCUCCCAUUUCUUUCUUCUGCAAGGAAAGAACAUUGCGUGUGGGCGUGUGUGUGUGUAUGUGUGUGCCUGUGUGUGUGCAUGUUUCUUCUGUGCAUAGCAGCAUAAAGUUAGGAGAUGAUGACUCCAGAAUCAUCACACCCGCUGUGCAGGUCAUAGGACCGCACACCCGAGGCUGGGAGUCUAAGUGGUAGAUGCUUCCUCUCCAUGCGCAGACAGGGCUCCCAUUAUUUGCUAAUGCCUGCGACGUGCUCAGGGAAGGCAAAAUCUAUUCCAAAGGUUUAUUUUCCCUCUGUUGAAUUGAUUCUAAUCUACAGUGCUUACCCUGCUUUUGGCUCCUACGAGGCAAACUAUAAAAAUUCUCAAAUAAAAUACGGAGGCUUACUCUGCAAAGACACCUGUGUGAAUGACGUGCUAAACAUUCAGCAGAAACCAAAGUAGGAUCAACUCUAAACAUUUUUUCCCUCUUUUGUGGCUGGAAUGAGUUCCCCUGGGAAAGAAAAUCACCCAAGUGAGAAACUUAUGCCAACCACAUUCCCAUGCCCCUACACUGUUACCUGCUGGCCCAGAUCAGCUCUCUGGGUCUGCAGAGGGCCGAGACAGGAAGCAUUAUUAAGCAGUAUAAUUUCAAACACUUUACUUAGUGCCACAGUGUGUCUGCAGUAUCUAUAACUACUUCCGCUCUGCCAAGGAGUACAGACUGGCAGGAAGCAGAUAAGCAUAAUUGUUUUCCAAUAACUCCCCAAGUCUCUUGGAAUAUAUAUGUAUCUGAAUCUCUCAGAGGAGAGAGUUUUCUCUCUUCUUUGGCCAUUUUAGCCUAUCUUCCAGGACCUUGUCUAGCAGUGGCUCCAUUUUUCCCCGAUGCAUCCAACUUCCCUCCCUGCACUCCUCCUCCCCGACAGCUGCCUCAGGAAUAGGUGACCCUGCUGGCCAUACUGUGAAUGCUGUUCUUUCAGCUGUGACCAAUUUGGGGGUGCAGCUGAGAGUGAGGUGCUGUCAGGGCUGAAAAGGACGCACCUGAUUCUACAUUUGGAUGCGAUGAGGAGCAGGGCAGCCACCAGCUUGGAUCCUAACUUACAUUGGGUGGUGCAACCUUUCUGACGGGGCCUGCCAAACUAUCAGUAAUUAGCCAGCCUAGACAAUGUAGCAUGACUAAUUAUUGCUGUGUCAAAGCAAUUCAGGACAAGAAAAACAUAUCUAAAUGAGAAUGUUUAGAUGUGGUGAGAAAAGAGCUCUCACCACAGUUUGAAACAUAUAAAAAGUUGAGUUCUUUGCAGGGGAGCCAACGGGGGCAUUGCGGGAAGGGCAAAAUUCACCCCAGACAGCCAGUGCUUGAUCUUGCCAAACAGUUUACACUUUACCUCCAAACCUGCAGUUCUAAGCUACUCCACUAAAAUAAUCAUCCCAUCCUCAAAGCAGACAAACUCCAGCAUCCCAUCGGUUCUGGAGGGAUUUGAUGCAGACCUUUAAAUGCACCAACAGAGAGGUAAGCCAAGCUCUCAGGAGGGACAAAGAUAGAUUUCUAUCUUCAGUGCUCUUGGGGGAUGUUUGCUCUUCAUGAGUGUUUAAACAAGAUCAUUUCCAGGUGAUUUCUUAACGUAUAAAUUCCUGCAAAAUAGGACCAGCUUCUAUAGGUAGCAAAUGUGUAGGUCAUAUAAUUCCUUGUACAGAUGUGAAUGGAUGCAGACUCUUUCCUAAUUUGCCUUGUAAGCAAAAUAAAAGUCUGUCUCUACUGUC
This is a messenger RNA of Gorilla gorilla gorilla (western lowland gorilla), 5459 nucleotides long. RefSeq names its product glucagon like peptide 1 receptor (gene GLP1R). Gene Ontology annotation, cellular component: plasma membrane. The record is from RefSeq and is a predicted model, not a curated record. The transcript is spliced from 14 exons. Lineage: Eukaryota; Metazoa; Chordata; Mammalia; Primates; Hominidae. Gene Ontology annotation, biological process: adenylate cyclase-activating G protein-coupled receptor signaling pathway; positive regulation of blood pressure; cell surface receptor signaling pathway. Gene Ontology annotation, molecular function: glucagon receptor activity; glucagon-like peptide 1 receptor activity; peptide hormone binding. Bases 51 to 1442 code for a protein of 463 amino acids.